CGCCUUUUAACUCUGGGGGGAUUUUCUUUGAGUAUCUAGUAACAUUUUAAUCGAGGUAAGUGUCGAGUUGAUGAUCUUUUAAUGAUUUGAUAACUGUUAUUCAGGCGUUUAUCUGUGCAGGCUAGAGUAUCUGGAGCAUCAGCUCUCGAGACACACGUCACACCUUAUAUUUCUCACGCAGAGAAGUAAAGAGACUUUCCCGCUUUAUACAGUUCAGAGACGAGGAUAAUAAAACGUGGAGAUGAACGAACGUGUUCGUCGUUCACGUCUGAUCGCGUGUUACUCACAGCAACCGUUGAAAUAUUCGUGUCUUGAAACAGAAGGAAAAUUGAGAGCUCAAUGUAAACUGCUGCUUUGAUCACGUGACUGAAAACUAUGGCAAGCCCCUCAAUGCCAGAGACAUAAUUGUAUUUUAAUAAGAUCCAUUCAGAGUCAGUCGAGGUUCAUCAGUGAAGAUCAGACUGAUGUGACUGGAUGAUUCAUGGAUGAUUCACAAACACUCAGAGAUGGAGGUUAUUCUCCAGGAUUCAGAUCAGAAGAUCAGAAGAGAUCAGACUCACCUGAGAUCAGUUGUGUGUCUAUGAAGAGUGAUGCGUCUAUGGAGAAACCACUGACAUUUAAACACACAUCACCUGAUCAGAGUUAUUAUUGCCCGCUACCUGAAGUCCUAAACACAUUCAGAUCAAAUCUGAGAAAGAAGUUUGAGUGUUUGUGUGAAGGAACAUCAGAUGAGAGAAACCCAACACUGCUGAAUGAGAUCUACACAGAGCUCUACAUCACAGAGAGUGAAAGUGGAGAGAUCAGUAAUGAACAUGAGGUGAGACAGAUUGAGACACAAUCCAGGAGAACAGCAACAGAGGACACACCAAUCAAAUGCAAUGACAUCUUUAAAGCUUUACCUGCACAAGACAAACCCAUCAGAAGUGUGCUGACAAAGGGAGUCGCUGGCAUUGGAAAAACAGUCUCUGUGCAGAAGUUCAUUCUGGACUGGGCUGAAGGGAAAGAGAAUCAGGACGUCCACCUCAUAUUUCCACUUCCUUUCAGAGAGAUCGAUCUGAUGAAGAACCAAACACUCAGUCUUUUACAUCUUCUUCAUCUUUUCUUCCCAGAGACAAAAGAAAUGGAAAUCUCCAGCGGUGAAUAUAAAGUGUUGUUCAUCUUUGAUGGUUUGGAUGAGUGUCGUGUGUCUCUGGAUUUUCACAGAAGUGUGAGGUUGUGUGAUGUCAGUGAAUCAGCCUCAGUGGACGUGAUCCUGACAAACCUCAUGAAGGGGAAUCUGCUUCCCUCUGCUCUCAUCUGGAUCACCUCCAGACCAGCAGCAGCUGAUCUCAUCCCCUCUGAGUGUGUUGAUCGAGUCACAGAGGUACGAGGCUUCACUGACAAACAGAAGGAGGAAUACUUCAGCAAGAGAAUCAGUGAUGAGAGUCUGAACAACAGAAUCAUCUCACACCUGAAGUCAUCCAGGAGCCUCUACAUCAUGUGUCACAUCCCAGUGUUCUGCUGGAUUUCAGCCACUGUUCUAGAGAGAAUGUUGAGUGAAGCAGAGAGUGAAGGAGAGAUCCCCAAGACUCUCACUCAAAUGUACACACACUUCCUGAUCAUUCAGACAAACAUCAAACAUCAGAAGGACUAUGAGAAGAAAGUGAAGAAUGAUGAAGACAUGAUCUUCAAACUGGCCAAACUGUCUUUUGAGCAGCUUGUGAAAGGGAACCUGAUCUUCUAUGAUGAGGACCUGAGAGAGUGUGGCAUUGAUGUAGCAGAAGCAUCAGUGUACUCAGGAUUGUGCACUCAGAUCUUCAGAGAGGAGUUUGGCUUGUGUCAGGGGAAAGUUUACUGCUUUGUUCAUCUGAGCAUUCAGGAACAUCUCGCAGCUCUUUAUGCUCACAUCUCCAUCACAAACAACAAGAGAAAUGUGUUUAAUAAAGGUCCUGAAGUGACAAAAAAACUAUGUAAAACUGAAUAUCCAGGUUGUUUUUCAACAAUUGUGGACAUAUUUAAUUUACCGGAUUUAAUGUCUGAAUUUCAUGAGAGAGCUGUAGAUGAAGCUUUACAGAGUCAGAAUGGACAUCUGGAUCUUUUCCUGCGUUUUCUUCUGGGUCUCUCACUGGAGUCCAAUCAGAUUCUCUUACAGGAUCUACUGACACACAUGAGAAGAUGCUCCUACAAGAAAGAGAAAACUGUUGAGUACAUUAAACAGAAGAUCAAUGAGAAUCUGUCUCCAGAGAAAUCCAUCAAUCUGAUUCACUGUCUGAAUGAACUGGAUGAUGAUUCACUGCUGCAGGAGAUUCAACAUUAUGUGAGAUCUAACACUGUCGGACGCUCCAAACUCUCCUCUUCACAGUGGUCAGCUUUAGUUUUUGUGUUGCUGAUGUCUGAACAGCAUUUGGAUGAACUUGAUCUGAAGAAAUUUAUUGGAGGUAAAAAUACAGCAGAUGAAGUUCUUGUGAAACUGCAGCCUGUGAUCAAAGAAUCCAGAAAACUGAAGUUGAUUCGGUGUAAAUUCACAGAUGAAGGUUGUGUUGCUUUGUCUUCAACUCUGAGAUCAAACCCCUCACACCUGAAAGAUCUGAAUCUGUUUAACAUUAAUCUGAGAGAUUCAGGAGUGAAGCUGAUCUCUACUGUACUGGAGAAUCCUCACUGUAAAAUGGAGAAACUGUGGUAUGAUUUAAUAAAACAUUCUCUUUCAUCCUCUUUCAACAAAUGACUAAUAGAUAUUACGAACAUUUCUUCUCUCAGUGCUGAAGGUUGUCUAGUCAGUGUUGUGA
Molecule: messenger RNA, 2765 nt
Organism: Triplophysa dalaica
Lineage: Eukaryota; Metazoa; Chordata; Actinopteri; Cypriniformes; Nemacheilidae
Product: protein NLRC3-like
Exons: 5
Coding region: 482-2704 (740 amino acids)
Source: RefSeq, a predicted model, not a curated record